Molecule: messenger RNA, 2493 nt
Organism: Leishmania braziliensis MHOM/BR/75/M2904
Lineage: Eukaryota; Euglenozoa; Kinetoplastea; Trypanosomatida; Trypanosomatidae
Exons: 1
Coding region: 1-2493 (830 amino acids)
Source: RefSeq, a predicted model, not a curated record
AUGCAGUUCUCCUCUCACUCGUCGUCCACAACGUCUUUGCAGGAUGCGCUCUGCGGUAGUGCUUUUCCCAUGCGCUCCAUGAUGGGGCCGUACACUAUGAGCGACGAAGGUGCCACGCAUCCUCCUGCCAUGAUGGGCGCCGCAGUCGGGUCUGUGACAGCACCUUCAGCGUUUGCGUCCAGUUUCUACGGCGAUGGCAGCUGCGCACACUCCUAUCAGUCUGCGACCAGCUUGCGCGAGGGCUCAGGUCGUGGAACUAGCUGGCCUCAAGGCACGUCUUCGGCAGCGAAGCUUUACCAAUGUGCAGGGAGUACCAGCGCCGGCGGCUUCUCUCGUAUCGCCCUCUACGACUACCCGACCGCCACACAGAGGGCUGUCUACGAUGACUCAAUUGCAGCUGUGACUUUCACCGAGUCACAUGUCGGACCUGCUCGCCGUACCAACUCUACCGCAACCUCCGGUACCGCCUUGAGCGAUUGCCACCUCUCCCGAAAGGAUGGUGGAGGGUUCACUCUGGCAUCGGCGCGCACUUUCGUCAAGUCCUACGACAGCUUUGGCGACCGUAGCAAGAACUCGCUCCCUAGUCUCCACGACAGCCUGACGGUCGCAACGAGUGCUAUGUCCUGCUCUGUACGGGAAUCCGUCCACCCUCACUACUACCUGGACACCACGUUUCAGAGGAGCGAAUGCGAUCACAGUCGUGUCACGCGCAGCGAGGACGCAGCGAUUGUACUGAGCGCACCUCAGCGCCGACUCUCUGACUCAACACAUUUGACAUCGUACGGCGCCGCCUCGUGCCUAUCUGUUGAGAGCAACUUUAGUAUGACUCGGCGACCUGUUGGUUCAGGGAGAAGUACCACCAGCCUACAGCCACCGCACACGCCACCGCAUCAUCAGCUACCAGAAUUCUCGACUUCUCAGAAUGGCAACCAUCUGGCACCGUGCUGGCGAGGCGGCAUCGAGGGCGACUCGUAUGACAUUCUAGUGAACGCCUCCUCCGCGUCGGAGUCAUUUGAAAAUGGGCUUGGGCCCACCGGUUGCCCCCCUUUCUACGGCAUCGACACGGUAGCGGGAGAGGACAACAAGUCAGGACGAAGCUGCUCAGCAGUAGUUAGCAGGGACGAUAUGACGCCCACGACCACAGCUCCAUGGAGAAAUGGAAUCCGCCACCUCUGUAGUGUUCGACUAAGACCGGCACCUGAAAGACGAGACACCUCGGGCACAAGGAGACCGGCAUCCGCGUCGUCACCAAACAGUACAGCCACGUCGACUGCAUCAAGACGGUUCUCUCUCUUGCCCAAGGCGAUGAGUAAUGCGUUCACCGAGUCAAAGGAAACCACCUUCAGUCGCGGCUCUGUCGACACGUCAAGGCCAUUCAUCUGUCACCCACCGCAGUCGGCGCCCCGCAAGCCGCGCCGAAAGGAUCCACGAAAGGCAAACCACUCCCGAUCUACCAGUAUCGCAGCUCCACCCUCUGAGGAGGAUGUAGCCCCAUCGUCCGCAUCCUCCUCUCUUCCUGUGACACCAAUGACGAGCACAAAGGUGUGCAAGGAAAAUACGACCGCCACAUUAUUCACCGAGGCACCACACGCAACGCUCACAAUGGAGGGCGUGGGCGGUGGUCGCGCCUCCGUCCGCUCUCAGUCGCCGGAGCCGCUUCGGCAGCAGUGGGACGCCGCCAAUGCAUCCAACGCCACAAUGUCGACCUUCACAGUCACUCCGCCCUCCCGCCUCGAGCGACACCCACGACCACUUUUGCUACGACGUUACGUGGAGCGCCAGUUGAAACCCUUGAGCGCCAAGGAGAUGCAGAUGGCGACGGUGCCAUUCUCGCCCCAUCAAGUUGUGGCACCGAGUUGCAACACAACCAACGACCCUGCAGCGCAAGCAUCACUGAAGAUUGCUGUUCCGCCGCUGUCGCCACAACACGGCCAAACCACAGUGCUUGACACGGCGCAGGUGUGGAGUCCCAGUGCAACGGCAAGCAGCUCUACGAGCUUCAGCGUGACUCCCGAAAAGUUCAUCACGGUGACAAGCGGUGCUACCGCUCGGAGGAUGCAGCAGAGGCUAGCCGGAUUUGCCGCCUUUCAUCUGUCCUCCGGGGUCGAGGGACCGGGCGUUGCCACAGAGAACCCCAACGAGAAGUCGUUGCGUAGCCUCGGUGGGCGAAGCGGUAUGGAGUUGCGGCUGUUGGGAGAGUCGAGUAACGGCAUCAUGAGUCGGUCGUGCCCCUCGGUGGACAACUCAGCAGACGAGGGCACGAACGCCUUCUUGAUACAGCGCAGCUCCUCGUGGUCUGUGCACUCAGCAAGGAGCACCACAGACACUGGAGAAGUCACCAGCGCCGCACGCAAGAAGCGCCAAGCGGAGCGUAUGCUGCCCAUCGCACUUGAGCUCGAAGAAGAAUAUGUGACGAUGCACCCACAGUUGUCCAAGCAGUGCCUUCUGAAGAUGCCUUCUCUCAACAAGGAAAAUUGUGUGAAUGAGGCGUGA